AUGAAAUGUGAAGGUAUUUGGAUUAAUUACUACGGUGAUAAGAAUGUAAUUGUAACACUUGAGGCAUGUGGUGGAAAUGCUUUGAAGCAAACUUGCCCUGUUAUGAUAUUUAAUCCUCCUGUGCUAGUUCCACUCCCUGUGGCACGUCAAUUUAAUUUCUUAAAACCAAUAUCCAAUACAUUACACAAGACUACAAAUGCUCUUCAAAGUGAAAAUGUUGAGACACUCAACACACAGACUGGUAUUGCUGCUGAGUGGUCCAGAGAAAUGAUUGCUUGCAGCAGUGAUCCCUUUGCUCCUCCCGUGGCUAGAGAAUUGGAACCUUUCCAAAAUUAUUUACUUCGAGGAUUUAAAACUAAUUCUUUUAAAAAGGUUCAAGACAGUACUUAUCAUUUUGUAGCCGCUCAAGAAGUUUAUUCUGAAAAGCGUCUAAUCAGUUCUGCAGGAGUAACGAUUAAGAGAGUUCCUUUUUUAACAUUCCCUCAAAUGAGACAAACCAUUGCACAAGUCAAGAAGCAAAUGAUACUGAGAGAUUUAAUGUUGUCAUGCUUUAACUCAGAAUCCACCAUGGAGCAGCAGCAAAAGAGCUUGCUCACAAAUUCAUUACAACAACAAAUGCAGCAUCACCAUCACCAUCACUCUCAUGACGACAAUGAACAGAUCAAAAAGGUAGAAGUAGAAUUUUCAACCACCUCCGACAUGGCCAUUUAUUUAAGAACUACCAAUGAUUUGGAUUUUAUUGUUUUCAAAAUUGAGGUCAAUGUCACAGCAUCAGGUGAGGAGCAGGAGCGUGUGAUUACUUGCUAUUGGAAUGAGGAGCAACAUGAUGCACUCACGAACAUACUCAACAAGACUAUGAGCAUACCGAUCAUGAUUCAUUACUUUUACACAAAAGUUGUGAUGAAUUUGCAAUAA
This is a messenger RNA of Naegleria fowleri, 915 nucleotides long. RefSeq lists its product as uncharacterized. Lineage: Eukaryota; Heterolobosea; Eutetramitea; Acrasida; Naegleriidae. The record is from RefSeq and is a predicted model, not a curated record. The transcript has a single exon. The coding region runs from base 1 to 915 and encodes 304 amino acids.